Molecule: messenger RNA, 1081 nt
Organism: Erythranthe guttata (spotted monkey flower)
Lineage: Eukaryota; Viridiplantae; Streptophyta; Magnoliopsida; Lamiales; Phrymaceae
Product: Nuclear transport factor 2 (NTF2) family protein
Source: RefSeq, a predicted model, not a curated record
UCUUCAAAAAAAAAUCGGGAACUCGUUUCCAUGGCCUAUAUUCUCCCUUCUACUUUCGUAGAACCCAACCUUUGUUUUCUCAGUCGCCGUCCAAUUUUCCGUCCAAAUGGAAGACACUCAGUUCACAAAUUCCGGUGCCGUGCGAAGAACCAAACCAGUAAUUCACCCGUGAACGACGACGUUUCGGAAUCUGAAAAUGCGCUGCUCAAAAUCGCGUGGUACGGCUCCGAAUUCCUCGGCGUAGCUGCUUCUUUCCUCCGUUCUCCGGCUAAAAUUGGGGACGCCGGAGCUUCUACAGAGCUUUCCGUCGACGUGUCUGGAAAAAUUGACCGCGCCGCUGUUGUGGAGACUAUUAAACAGGAUUUCCAGAGAUCCUAUUUUGUUACAGGAAAUCUGGCUCUUGAUGCUUACGAAGAGGACUGUGAAUUUGCCGACCCAGCUGGUUCGUUCAAAGGGCUAAGCCGAUUCAAGAGAAACUGUACUAAUUUCGGAUAUCUACUCGAAAGGUCAAAUAUGAAACUUAUGAAAUGGGAGGAUUUUGAGGAUAAGGGGAUUGGACACUGGCGUUUCAGCUGUGUUAUGUCGUUUCCAUGGAAGCCGAUUCUAUCGGCUACUGGUUAUACAGAGUACUACUUCGAUGCAAACACCGGAAAAGUAUGCAGGCAUGUGGAACAUUGGAAUGUUCCGAAAAUGGCUCUUCUUAAGCAAAUUUUCAGGCCUAGUAAAGUUGCUUAGGGACAACAAAUCUAUCUCACAAACAUGACAGUUUGAAUUUGAAGGUUGGAGAAAAUGCUACAUUCAUCUGUAUAAAUUUUUAUGAACAAAACAAUAUGUACAUAAUGUUGUUUACUCUCGUAUAAUAGCUUGUAAAUCGUAUGAGAGACGUAAAUCACACUAGGCUAACGAUGUGUGACAAGCUCGACUUAGCGAGGAUUCGAACCUGGGUCAAUGGAUACAGGCUCACUUGCUCCAACCGCUAGGCCAUCCCUCUUCCGGGACUAUAAUGCAGUUUCUAGUUGAAUUUGAGUGUGUAGCAAGAUUACAUUAAUAGAGAAAAAUGAUUAUAGAAUUACAAAAUUGG